Exophiala oligosperma is the source of this 1562-nucleotide messenger RNA. RefSeq lists its product as uncharacterized. The coding region runs from base 260 to 1543 and encodes 427 amino acids. Gene Ontology annotation, molecular function: zinc ion binding; DNA-binding transcription factor activity, RNA polymerase II-specific. NCBI's taxonomy places the organism in Eukaryota, Fungi, Ascomycota, Eurotiomycetes, Chaetothyriales, Herpotrichiellaceae. The transcript has a single exon. Gene Ontology annotation, biological process: regulation of DNA-templated transcription. The record is from RefSeq and is a predicted model, not a curated record.
CCCCUGCAUGACGAUGGGAACUAAACCAUUUCAGGUUUGGUGUGAUCGUCAGAGGCGGAUUUCUUGAUGAUGAAAGCGAAUUCUCCGUACGGAGUUACAUAUAAGAAACCUCAUCUUUGCGUCUUAUCCGCAAGUUCGUGGGAUCUAGUCCCUCUUUGCUUCUCUUCCUUUCGAUUCAAGGCCAUGAGAAUGGGAGCGCGAAGUCCCAUUCUAGUAUGCUUUCUCCAUCGGAAAUCACCUGCACUUUUUCACGACAACGAUGACGAGGAUACUUCGGAAAGCAUGCCGCGCUUGUACCUUGGCCAAACGACGGUGUAUCGUACGGUUACCUCGAUGUCAAAGGUGUGAGGUCCGAGGUAUCGAUUGCUUUUAUGACCUUGAACCUCUUGUCAAUGACUUUGAAGUGUCAAAUCCACCACAACCGGCCAAAAUUACAAAACACGCUUCGUCUUCUUUGCAAAAAUCUAGGGGCACAAAACAUUAUGAUCAUGGUUAUGAUGAUGACAAUCAUAAUCACAGUUUCCUCCGUUACGUGUCAUCUCUACACAUGGAUCCCAAUCGGGUAGCUCUGUUCCAGAACAACUUUGGUGGUGGGGGUUCGAGUAGUCCUACGACGAGAUGUUUGACCGUUUCCAAGAUUGCAAUCACGGCCGACAAGUUUACGGUCGGAUACGUGACGGGUGAAUUGUUGAGGAUCGCCAAAUCCGUCGCCGAGGAUCAAUCGGCGGUAUACAUCCACUCUCAGAUGAGACCAAAAGCUCGACCGAAACUUCUCGGCAAGUUUUUAACGGUGGACAUGGAAUCCAUAACCACCAUGGACAUCCAGCGCCGUGGGCCCGAUGCUCGUCGAAACAACAACAACAGCAGCAGGUUGGUCUUGUGUGAUCGACUCUGUCGGCUUCUCACCGAGCUAAAAGUCUCCAAAGAACCGUUACCCGAAAUCUUACAGGCCUUUCAGGUUCUCAUGUCGUUCAUCACGACCCUCCUUUUUACCGGUGGUGUCGGUGACUCAGAAAUGGUUGAACAAAAAGAAGACUUGCUUCGUCACAUGAGGGAGGUUUCGGUCAGAUUACUCCAGGACGGUCCGAGUAUGAUGAUGAUGAUGAUGACGACGACGACGACGAUGCCACCGGCAGACCUGUCCCUAUCCAACAGAUGGCACGCUUGGAUUCUGGCCGAGAGUGUACGGAGGGCAAUCUUGAUGACGUGCCUCAUCCAGGGGGUCUACCACGGAUGGCUUCGGGGAUACUGCUAUCAUGAAGUCUUCAUCCAAGCACUGCCCUUUGAUGUCAGGCCUGGGUUGUGGAAUGCCGAAUCUGAAGACGAAUGGGAAAAGUCGUUGAUGAUGGUGAAGAACGUCAGGGGCUGGAAUACAUGGUCCGAGUUGGUCUCGUUUCGUGAGUUUGCGCACUCUUUUGCAGAAUCCCCUUUCGACCCAGGUCAAGACACUUUUCAACGAUUGCUCCUCACGGCUCACCACGGCAAAGAACCUGUCGAUAGGACACUUGGGAAUUUGUCAGUAUGCAAUAUCAUGAAUUGGUAGAUGAAUUUUUGUUGUUUUU